AUGAAGCGGCCCAGCCACCAGCAUCUCUGGCCACGCGCAGACCCCGCACUCGACAAGUUCGAGCUGCACCGGCCCAGGGACGAGCUGGCCGAACAGAUCGUCAACGAGAUGUUCGACGACAUGAUGACCAGGAGAGAACUGGCCUCACUCCCGCCGAGUGCCCAGCAGGGCAUGCUCAACUUCUCGAUCGACAAGAAAUGGACACUCAUCUACAACGACCGAUACACCGAAUGGGCCACCGCCCGCCAGAAACGACUCAACGCCGACUCAACCCCCACCGCCAAACGCACCCUCGAACCAUCCCCCUCGCUCGGCCAUGGCAUCUGGCGCCAGUCGGGGCCCUCCUCCACCCGCGGCAAACGCGAAGAGCCAGAGUGGUACAUCAAGAAAUUCAUGGACCGCACCGCAGACCACCGCGUCGUCGCUGCCCUGGCCGUCGCACUCAGGACAUAUGAAAUCACGCAAGAAUUCAUCCAUCUCAAGGGCCAAAUCGUCCUCACCAACUCACUCGACAAGAUCAACGCCCCCGGGAUCAUCCGCAAGGAAUCCGAUCUGAUCACCGAGUACGAAACCCUGAAAUGCCUCAAGAUCCUAUUAAACUCAAAACAGGGCGCCAACGAUGCCAUCUCACACCCCGAGUCGAUAUACCAGAUCCUCUUCUCACUCGUCUCGCCCCACCUGCCCACCCGCAAGACCGUCGCGGAUAUCCUCACCUUCCUGUGCCACUGGGAGAAACCCCGGGGCCACUCACACGUCCUCAAAGGACUCGACCAGCUCGCAAACAUGAGAACCACGGGCGGGAAGACGAUCGGGGAGACGAUGGCCCGCUUCGACGCCUGGUUCGGCUCAUUCGAGCAGGUCAUCGACGGCCGAGGCAAGAUGGGCAGUCUGGUCGGCGCGAGCGACGAGCUCCGGAGCCUCAGAGGCCACAGCGCCACCCAAUCAGUCAUCAACCACAUCCCCGAGGACGUCACCGUCCGAGUCCACCUCAGAAGUCAGAUGAAUAGCUCCGGCCUCAAACGGAUCACCGACAAGCUCAGAAAGUUCCAGCACAACUCGAUCGAACGCCAGCUGAACCAGAUCGAAGUCGAAGCCCUCCAGGAUGAGGAGGAGAUGGUCGAAAACUUCAACCACAGGCUGCUCAACGACAUGACCAACCCGCAGCAGCUGUUCGACACCAUCCUGGAUACCCUGGACGGCUCGCGCGCCAAGGAGUUCUUUAUCUCGAUGCUCCAGCACCUCCUCCUGAUCAAGGAGGACGGCGAGGGCCAGGUGCGGUUCUACCAGCUCAUCGACCAACUCGUCACCUCCGUCGUCUUGGACAGCAAAGCGCUCGACGAUGGCGGCGGGGGCGACUUCAGCUCGAUGCUCGGCGUCAGUGUGGCCGCGGUCAUGUCGAGGUUUGCCGACCAGGAUCAGCUCCAGAACACGAUGUCUGAACUCCAGGAGGCCAAGCGACAGGCCGAGCGCUUGAAGCGCGACAAGAACACGCUCGAGGAAGAACUGAUGGCCAACCAGGACAGCAAGGUCAAAGAACUCAAACAGACCAACGAGCAGAUCGAGCGCGCCCUCAACAUCUCCCGCACGGCAACCGAAGCCCUGCAGUCGAGGAUUGGCGAGAUGGAGAAACAGCACCGCUCCCAGCUCACCCAACAGGAUCUGCAGAUCAGAGAGCUGUUUACGAUGCUCAAGGAGUCCAAGAACCUGGACGUCGUCCAGGAUGACACCGGGAUCCUCGAUCGGCGCGAGCUGAUGGAUAUCAUGAACAAGAAGCUGCAGAGGGAGAAGGCUAUCCUGACCCUCGAGGGGAGAAGCCAGGUGGGCGAGAAUGGCAGCUCGACGACGCGCAACAACGGGAAGAAGGGGGGGAUGAUGCGGAGGAGGCGGCAGAACUCGGGCGACGAAGGCGAUGGCGACGAAGGAGAUGACCGAGGCGCACUGCCGCCGACCAGGCAGCAGAAGAACUUCAAGCCGACCCACCAGGCCAACAAAGACUCGGUGGACAAGUCGCGCUUCGAGGAUCCCGACUCGGACGACGAGCCGGACUACUAUCUGCGGGCGACCGGCAAAGACCCGGGGCUCUCGCCGAUCUCCGAAGCCAGCUCGCCGCGCCACAGCACCCGCCGGAUCACGCCCAAGCGCAGCCAGCAGAACCUGGCCGUCCGGACCAAGUCCGAGGAGGCCGCCGCCGACAGCGAGCUCGGCUCGCCGGCCUCGCCGGGCGUGACCGAGAUCCUGAGACACUAUCCUGGCUACACCGAUUCCCAGGCCACCAUCAAGCCCGCCGCUACCCGGCCCGCCGUGCCCUCCCAGAUCGGCCGCAAACCGGCGCUCUAUCUCGGCGAGCUCAAGAUGCACCAACUGCGCUCGGCCUCGGGCUCGACGAUGAAAUACGUCCCCUCCUCCCGUAACUCGAUCGCUAACCUCCCCCCCGACCUCGAGAUCCUGCGGCUCCAGAAAUCCGCACGCAGGACUUCCAACCCUACUCCUGCUCCGGGCCAUGGCGACGCCGGGAACGAGGCUGCUGCUGGUGGUGGGCCUGUCACCUCGCCCACCGCCCCCGCGCCCCCACCCCCGCCUCCACCCCCACCCGCCCCGCCGCCGCCGGCGAUCCUAGGGGCGCCGAAGCCGCCUCCAGGCGCGCCCAAGCCCCCGCCCGGCCCGCCCCCGCCGCCCGCGCUCAAGGGCCCGGGCAUCCCGAUGGCGCCCGGCAACGGACUGCUGAUGAACAGCAAGAACCGCAAGGAGCUCGGCAUCUAUGCCUCCGCUAAGCUCAAGCAGCUCCAGUGGGAGAAGAUCGGCAAGGACUCGAUCGACAAAACCGUCUGGGCCUCCCACUUCAUCGACGAGAAUAAGCUCCUCGAGCUCCUCAAGGACGACGGCGUGUUUAUGGAGAUCGAGAAGGACUUCAAGGCCAAAGUCGCCAAGGCUAUCGGCGGGGCUAAGAAGAAGGAAGCGUUGAAGAGCGUGUUGGAGCCUCGUGUGCGCCAACGAAUCGAGAUGAUCCUGUUGAAACCCGGGGCCGACCCGGAUAUGGGCGUCCGGGUGGCGUCGGUGAUCGAGAAGAUCCGGCGGUUCGACGAGGAGUACUGCACGCAGACGUUCCUGACCGAGUUGAAUGGGGUGAUCCCGGACCCGACCCAAGUGGGUCUGCUGAACCGGCACAAGACGGACUCGGAGGAAGACCUGGCCCUGCUCCAUGCCGCCGACCGGUUCCUCGUCGAGCUCAUCAAGUUCGAUAACCUCCAGCUGCGCAUCGAGGGCAUGCUUUGUAGGGCCCUCUUCGACGAGGCCUUCUCCAUCCUCGACGCCAACACCUCCCAGUUCAACGCCGCCACCGUCGCGCUCCAGAACGCCCAGCAUUUCUCCGGCUUGCUCAAUUUGAUCCUGUUGUUGGGCAACUUCUUGAAUGGGAAUAACUUCCAAGGCGGCGCGUUUGGCUUCCGGGUCAGCAGCAUCAACCGGCUGGUGGACACCAAAGCGACGCCGUCGGAGGAGGGCGGCGGGGUGGCGGCCCAGCUGGGCGACUUCACUCUGCUCCACUUCGUCGAGAAAACCGUCUCCCAGUCGUUCCCUGAGGUUGCUGCUUUUCUCGAGGAGUUGGCUGAGCCGGCCAAUGCCUACCGAAUUGAUCUGCAGGCGAUUGUGAAGAACUUCAAGGAGCUGCGGCAAGAGGUGGAGAAGACGCGGCUGGCGCUAUACAACAAGUUCGAUCUCGAGAAUGUGGGGACGGAUGGGUACAAGCAGCGGAUGCCGAAGUUCGUCCGGGAGGCGGUCUCCAAGCUGGCCAUCCUCAAGGACCAGAUCACCCUCGCCCAGGACUCCUACAUCCAGAUCCUCAUGUACUUCGGCGAGGAAACCGACGAGCGCAAGCUCAUGAACUCCAUGGCUUUCUUCGGCAUCUUCAAAACUUUCGUCACUUCUUAUCGCAAGGCCCGGGACGAGAACCGCAAAUGGAGCGAGGCGCGCAACGCCCGCCAGAAACGGCUCGAGAUUGAGCAGAGUCGAAAAGCGGCGAAAGAGGCGACGGACGCGGACCCGGUGCUGGAGGACAUCCUCGCGAAGAUCCGGACGGGCACGUCGAGCCGGGCGCCUGUCCGGCGGGGCCGGGGCGAGCGGGAGCGGGUGACGUUGCAAGGGACGGCGGACGUGGGCGGGGCGGCGGCGAAGAUGCUAGCGCUGAUGAAGUCGGGCGUGGACUCUGCGAUCUUCCAGGACUUGGCCGCCGAGGGCGUGCGUCCUUCCUUCCUCCUCCCUUCUUUGUGUAGAGGCUGA
This is a messenger RNA of Puccinia triticina, 4275 nucleotides long. RefSeq lists its product as uncharacterized. Gene Ontology annotation, cellular component: cell division site; mating projection tip. Bases 1 to 4275 code for a protein of 1424 amino acids. Lineage: Eukaryota; Fungi; Basidiomycota; Pucciniomycetes; Pucciniales; Pucciniaceae. Gene Ontology annotation, molecular function: actin binding; small GTPase binding. Gene Ontology annotation, biological process: actin filament bundle assembly; barbed-end actin filament capping; mitotic actomyosin contractile ring assembly. The record is from RefSeq and is a predicted model, not a curated record. The transcript is spliced from 15 exons.